Erythranthe guttata (spotted monkey flower) is the source of this 2842-nucleotide messenger RNA. NCBI's taxonomy places the organism in Eukaryota, Viridiplantae, Streptophyta, Magnoliopsida, Lamiales, Phrymaceae. The record is from RefSeq and is a predicted model, not a curated record.
GAUUUACGAGCUGACAUAAGAUGCAAAAUAGAGUAAGGUUGAGGGGGGUAUUUGCAAAUUUCAAACUAAAAGACCAAAACCUCCAAUUUCAAUUUCUACAGCCAAAACCUAUCUCCAUCUCCAUUUUCUCCUUGGAUUUUUCUUGUUCGUCAAUCUUCCCAGUUCAGUUUGCUAACUAAGUUUGGUGAUUUCAUUUUCUCCUCCCCAAGGGCGGCGGAAGAAUCACAGCGAGGUGCCGCCGCCAGCUGAAUUUGUAUGGGUCAUCGCCGCCAUCAUCGUCUGCUUCCUCCUCCUCGACAUAAUUAUCAAUUGCAUCCAACUGGCUCGCGAGAAACAUCCUUUAAUUGGGCUAAUUGAUACUGAGAUAACCAUGGGACUUUCAAUUGGUUUUGUUCCACAUCAUCUAGCUUCUUUUCGAUUUGGCCAGAUUGCAUUUUGCAGCAGGCAAUCAGGGUCAGCAAGAAAAGGUUUGUGGCUUUGACAGUCACUUUAAUUCGGAGAAUGUUCCUCAGAUUAUCAACUAAGUUGUUAAAUAUAUCUAUAGCUUCCCUUUGUAGAGCCAAGCAAUUGGAGAAAGCAGAAGCGGCUAUAGUUGAUGGUAUUAAAUUGGGAGUACUACCAAAUGUCGUAACGUACAAUACUCUGAUAACCGGUUAUUGUCAGUUUAUCGGGUUCGAUGCUGGUUAUGAUGUUAUUCGCAGAAUGAAAGAAGCUGAGAUAACUCCUGAUGUUAUUACCUAUAACUCUUUAAUGGCUGGUGCCACAAGGCAGCAGAACUCAUUACAUCGCUGUCGUGAGAUGCUAGAUGAGAUGCUUCAAAUAGGAAUCACUCCUGAUAUAUGGACUUACAAUACAUUGAUGCACAGUUAUUUCAAAUCGGGAAAUCCAGGGGAGGCGUACAAGAUUUUCCAGGACGAAAUUAUUCUAAAGAAGAAUAUCUCUCCUUGUCAUGCCACAUUUAACAUCAUGAUUAACGGGCUUUGCAAGAAUGGGUGCAUUGGAAACGCCCUAAUGUUCUUUAGGUAUUUGAAGCAACAAGGGUAUGAUUUAGAUAUAGUGACAUACAACAUUCUUAUCAGUAGUCUUUGCAAAGCGCGAAUGUGGAAGAGUAUGAUGAGCCUUUUAGAGGAGCUUAGUGUGUCGGAUCACGAACCGAAUGCUAUUACUUAUACUGCGGUUAUGAAGGCGUGCUUCAGGCGUAAACAUUUUAGGGAAGGGCUUGAAAUUUUCUUGGAGAUGAAGAGUAAAGGAUAUGCAUACGAUUUGUUUUCCUACUGUACCGUUGUUGGUGCUUUGCUGAAAUCUGGCAGAAGCCAAGAUACCUAUAGCUUAAUUGCUCACAUGAUUAAGAUUGGGUAUGAACUCGAUAUAGUAUCUUACAACACCUUAAUUAACUGGCAUUGCAAGGAACGUAAAAUCGAAAACGCCUACAACUUAUCGAUUGUGGCAAAAGAGAGGGGGCUCAAAUGGGAUGCAUAUACACAUACUAUCUUGAUCAACGGUCUUUACAAAUCUGGCGAUUUUGAUGGUGCCCAGAGGCAUAUAGACCAUUUGGAAACAACGACAUUCGAUUCCUUAGUCACAACUAAUUGCUUCAUUGACAGUCUCUGUAAAUUUGGUCACUUAGAAUAUGCCCUACACGUUUUCCGUUCGAUGGUUGUGAAGGAUUCAUUUACCUACUCUUCAAUGGUGCACAACCUUUGCAGGGCAAGGAAGUACCGUUUGGCGUCUCAAAUCUUGCUAUCUUGCAUUAAAGCCGGUUUCAAAACACUAAAGUCGGAUCGAAGAGCUGUCGUUAAGGGUCUUAGUCUUACAGGCUCCAAGAAGGAUGUUAUGAGACAUAAGCUAAGAAUACAGACUGCAAAGUUGCUUUUUUUUAGAAAAAAAUAGUCUUACAGGCUCCAAGAAGGAUGUUAAGAGACUUAGAGCUAAAAAUACGGAUAACAAAGUUGAUGUACUAUUAAUGCUGUUGAAGUGGAUGCAUUAUGGUAACUAUUCGUACGCGUUAUUGCACGGAAAAAAAAUGAGGACGGUUCUUUAUUACAAUUAAGCCCAUCUUGAUAUGAAUUCUUGUUAUCAUUGAUGAGCUUUGAUCCUGAAACAUUUCCCACCUACCGAGUCUUAAUUGUGUCGAACAUUUUCCACUAUGUAAUGCAUUUUCUUAUUAGUGAAUGGUGGAGUUUGGAUGGAGAAGUACUGGUUUAUUUGCUUCGUGGGAUCCAAGUUUUUUAGCACUGGAAUUUGGUGUUUGGUCGGCUCAUCAAAUAACAAGAAAGUUUUGGAUUUGAAAUGGGCCAACUGAUAGCAGGUGACUUUGUAUGGGCCAGGUAUCAGCUUUUCUUUUUCUAUUUUCUUUAAUAUUUGCUGUAGUUGUGCCUAUAUUAUUUAUUUGAUGUUCUUUUUCGGCACCGUGGGAGAGUGAUGGUGGUGUACAGAAUAUUUCUGAUUCAUGUAUUUGAUAUAAUUGUCCGACUUAGACGUUUAUGAUUUCAUUUAAAGCAUUUCUGACAUUGUAGGAGGAUAGGCACCGCAUAAUUUUUUUUUUAACUCACCUGUUCGUAACAGAUGUAACUGGUAUGCUCAAGAAAAUAAGAGCCUUGUUUCAGAUUAUACCUGGGAAGAUCUUGUAGAUCUAAGAGUGUGUCUAAUGUGAAUUUUCGCAAUAGACAUUUUACGAACUAAUUAUCAUAUAGCAUUUGCUCUUACAACUUAUCAUAUUUGUUCACAGCUUCCCUUGAUCAAUUCGGUAUGUGUCAACAUUGCGACUUUGGUGAUGUUUUUUUUUAUUUUUAAAGAAAUUUUUAUAUCACGUUCCUAACUUAUUUAUUUAUUUUCAUUUUGA